AUGGAUGCAUCGGACUUAUUUUCCAUUUCAUCACGGCAACCCGCCCGGAUGCCGCCCGACAUUAAAGAACUUCCUCCCAUCACGCGAGGUCGCAGCAGUAAUUUUCCGCACCGGGUUGGGAGUCCAUCAGAAACCCCACGCCAGAAUCGGCGGAAGUCAGCGUGCUCCAUGCGAACAGUUAAAGAGGAGCGUCAAUCGACGGAACCAGGUCUCACAGCGGAGGGCUUGUUGCACUGUUCCAACUUGGAGGCGCAGAAGGACACUGGCUGGCUCAGUGGCGCUCCACCUCACGCUUUAUCGGUUUCUUCUAUUCCGGAGCAGAUGAGCAGACGCCGCGACUCCCACGCAUCACACAGCGGGAGCAGCAGCAGACGUUCAAGCCAUAAUACAUCUUGUGGCCCGCUGCCCACAUGGGACGAAUUCUUCGAAACCUGUGAAGAUGUUAGGCCACGCCCAGAAAACAGUGACACGUUUCGCGUGUAUUCAAGUGGCUCCUCUGGGCCGAUUCUCAUCCUGCUCCACGGAGCUGGACACACGGCCUUAAGCUGGGCAUGCUUCGCUCGCCUUCUGCGGGAUGGUUCGCCGCCACUUCGCGUCUUUGCAUACGACGCUAGAGGUCACGGAGCCACUAGCUGCGCCGACAGUAAAACUCUGUCAGCUGAAGUGCUGACAGAAGAUGGUAUUGCAAUAGUGCAGUACCUCUUCAAGCGUCUUGAUCAUGAGGUGUCGCCAGAUGCUCAGCAUGAGGACGAACUUCACCGAGGUUCAGAGUUGGCUAACAAAACUGGGGAAGAAACACCAAAACCUGAGAGGGAUGCUGAUUCGCUACCAUCUGUAAUUCUUGUGGGCCACAGCAUGGGCGGAGCGAUUGCGACUAGGAUGGCGGCGUCGGGCCGUGUACCACAGCUGCACGGCUUGAUGGUGUUGGACGUAGUUGAGGGUACUGCUUUGGCGGCUUUGCCGCAAAUGGCUGCCUUCGUUAGUCGGUUUCCCAGCUUGUUCACGAGCUGCAAAGAGGCCGUUAACUGGAGCAUAUUCGCUGGACUCCUGUGCAACAGAAGCAGCGCGUCAAUCUCGAUUCCAUCCCAACUUGUAAAGACUACGAGGGGGGCGCUGCCCGCUAACAGUAAAGGAGCUGAGAGGGGGCCACCGGAUGAGGAAGUAUGGACGUGGCGAGUUGACCUACUGGCUACCGAGCCGUAUUGGGAAGGAUGGUUCCGAGGAAUGUCGCAUGCAUUUCUAUCGAGCCGUUGUGUAAAGAUUUUAAUUUGCUCGUGUAGCGACCGCUUGGAUAAAGAGCUUAUGAUAGCUCACAUGCAGGGAAAGUUCCAAGUGCAGAUUGUGAGCGGUUCAGGACACAUUAUUGAAGAGGAUCAGCCUGCCGAACUAUGCCGUGUAGUCCAAACAUUCAUCACCCGCUACCGGCUUCAUCUACCUCCAAGCCAGCGCGCCGGGGUUUUCCGCCGCUGA
This is a messenger RNA of Cyclospora cayetanensis, 1470 nucleotides long. Its product is annotated as protein phosphatase methylesterase 1. The transcript has 10 exons. Bases 1 to 1470 code for a protein of 489 amino acids. The record is from RefSeq and is a predicted model, not a curated record. Gene Ontology annotation, biological process: protein demethylation. Gene Ontology annotation, molecular function: protein methylesterase activity. NCBI's taxonomy places the organism in Eukaryota, Apicomplexa, Conoidasida, Eucoccidiorida, Eimeriidae.